Lonchura striata (white-rumped munia) is the source of this 671-nucleotide messenger RNA. It is a transcript of the gene DTYMK, whose product is annotated as deoxythymidylate kinase. NCBI's taxonomy places the organism in Eukaryota, Metazoa, Chordata, Aves, Passeriformes, Estrildidae. The record is from RefSeq and is a predicted model, not a curated record. Gene Ontology annotation, cellular component: mitochondrion; cytoplasm; cytosol. Gene Ontology annotation, molecular function: dTMP kinase activity; nucleoside diphosphate kinase activity; ATP binding. Gene Ontology annotation, biological process: dTDP biosynthetic process; dUDP biosynthetic process; dTTP biosynthetic process.
GCGCGGGCAUGGCGGCGCGGCGCGGGGCGCUGAUCGCGCUGGAGGGCGUGGACCGGGCCGGCAAGAGCACCCAGGGCCGGCGGCUCGUGCAGGCCCUCAGGGACGCCGGGCACCGCGCCGACCUCCUCCGCUUCCCGGACAGAACCACAGAGAUUGGGCAGCUGAUCAACUCCUACCUGGGCAGGGAGAAGAACCUGGAGGACCACACCAUUCACCUGCUCUUCUCUGCCAACCGCUGGGAGCACGUACCCAUGAUGAAAGAGAAGCUACACCAAGGGAUCACGGUGGUGGUUGACAGAUACGCCUUCUCUGGAGUGGCCUUCACAAGUGCCAAAGGGAACUUCGGCCUGGAGUGGUGCAAACAGCCUGAUGUUGGACUCCCAAAGCCAGACCUGAUCCUGUUCCUCCAGUUAAACCCAGAAGCAGCAGCAGAACGAGGUGACUUUGGACACGAACGUUAUGAGAACAGCUCCUUCCAAGAGAAAGUUCUUCAGUCCUUCUAUUGCCUAAUGGAGGACAAGAGCCUAAACUGGAAGACAGUGGAUGCUUCAAAGAGCAUUGAAGACUUGCACAGAGAAAUCAAGUCCAUUGCAAAGGAAACUAUGGAGGAGGUUCAGAAUAAACCUUUGGGAGAACUCUGGAAAUGAAACUUCAUACAGGUCAAAAAAAAA